Messenger RNA from Frankliniella occidentalis (western flower thrips), 8100 nucleotides. RefSeq names its product probable Rho GTPase-activating protein CG5521. Gene Ontology annotation, cellular component: cytoplasm; nucleus. Gene Ontology annotation, molecular function: GTPase activator activity. The record is from RefSeq and is a predicted model, not a curated record. The transcript has 40 exons. Gene Ontology annotation, biological process: positive regulation of GTPase activity; regulation of small GTPase mediated signal transduction. Bases 276 to 6575 code for a protein of 2099 amino acids. Lineage: Eukaryota; Metazoa; Arthropoda; Insecta; Thysanoptera; Thripidae.
CUGCCCAUAAUCGACCUACUGCUACUGCUAGUGUUCUGGAGUGUUGCAAAACAGGCUAAGGGAAUUUUGCACAACAGUGAUACGCAAAUGUAGCCCUGUUGGAGUUUUUUCAUACGCUACGACCCUUUGGAUCUCAAGAAUGUAAAGAGAGCGGUCUAUUGCACACACGUCGUUUUCGAUGUCUUGCUUUUAGAAUAUGUGGCACACCUCAAGACGUCCACUUCGCCAUCUCGGUUAUGAAUGUCACUCCUAUUAUUAACUGUACCUAAAUAAUAAUGUUCACAAAGAAAGUUCAUGCUGACAUUAAGAAGUCCACGUUAAAAGUUCAGGAUCUCAAAAAGGAUUCAACCACUCGACUCAAGCACCUGAAAAUUGUUCUGGAAAAUCUAGAUGUUGAAGAUGCUCGUCAGUUCUUUGAAACAAACUUCAGUCACAUUUACUGUAUUGUCUAUGAUAGCUUUAUCAUAGCAGAGACCAACUUACGUCAAAGAGACCUGACAUUCCAUCUGGUUCACAAAGCACAUCGAGAGGAAUUGGAGUGUGUACUUCAAGUGUUAGAAAAAGCUUUAAUACUUCUACCAGAGUUACUUGGACGAAGAUGGCAAUGCCACUCAUUAACUCGUAUUAUGACCAAACUCCUUCAUCCGGGCAAUUCAUGGAAGCUGAGAAGAGAGGCCAUGAGAUACUUUCUUUUGUGGUAUCAAGCCUUAGGAGAUAUGGCUCCUAAUGCAAUACAUGCCAUGUUUGCCACACUGGUACCAGGAUUUCCCUCACCAUUCCCAGGUUUGGGCUUGGACAGUUUGAGUAAGACUGGGACACAGGGAUCUACAUUCCAUGAUGCAAACCAAGGUCGAGUGUGUCCUGUCGAAGUUUUACCAGUUUUUCCUCCUCAAAGUGGGGAAAAACAGCCAGAAAAUUUGUCAUGUUUUUUUUUAGAAGCUGUUUUGGAAUUCCUUGUUACACAAGUUGGACGAAUUGAAUGGCGAGACAAACUAUCCCGACAACACAAGUGCUUUAUGUUUUUGUUUGAACGUUUUAAGCAGUAUUAUCUCCCUCAAAUUUUUCCUGACUUCUCCCCCCACACAAGUCUCUACAAGCCCAAUCUCGAAUUGCCAUCAUUAAGGAAAGCAUCUGAUAGCACAGAUGAAAGGCGACGUUUUGACCCCAUGGCAAGUUGCCGAGUUGCUUUCAUCAAAUGGAUUGCAAACUUUACUCAUGCUGUGAAAAAGGGAGAGGCAGGAUUUACAUCCUCUGUGCCUACCAACAGGUGUGUACCCAUAUCAUCUCAUUCGCAAGCUCUUUCUCAGCUGCACUCGCAAGUCCAAAUAAAUCCCUUGCACCUGAGCUUGCAAUCACAUGCCUCUUCGCAUUUGUCUGCUGCCCAAAUCCCUCAAGGCAGCUCGCACCCUUCUUCUCAAGCUGCCCAGCCUAAUGCACAGGGAUACAGCAUCACUGGUAAUGAAGAUGCGGAACGAUCUCCCGGCACUGAAUUGAGACGUGUGAGUGUCAGCCAAGCAGGUAUAUCUAGUAGUGAUGCAGUGUCACCCGAUUCAAACCAAUCAGUUUCCUUCUCUCAGUCAGAUUCCACUUUUAGUGAGGAUCCAAACCAAAGUGCAAUAAAUCUUGUGCGUGAAGUUCUCUACUCCAGCCGUGACAAUGUAAAUUUAAUCCACGAAGUAUAUCGGCAAGCCUUUCUUCUUGACAUGUCUCAAGCUGCUGCAAUCCGCAGGACCAUUGCUGUCUAUAAAGACUGGAUACAAAUGAAGGUGGAUCUACCACCUUUUAUGUUGGAGCCUCUAGAUGGGCAUAAGAAUGAAGACCAUCAUCGCUCUAACUAUGGGCACACCAUGGAAAUGGCUUCUAAUGAAGCUGUGGAAACACAUCGGCAAACAAGACUGCGAAAUGAUUCGUACUUGGGCGCUAUUCAUAGGGAGAAUCUUCUUGUGAGAGCUGGACUACAGAAUCUUCUUCAAGUAUUUAUAACCCAUGCUGCUCAUGUGUUCACUUUAGAAGUUACUCCUGAUUUUCCUGUUCUUUUGGAAGAACAGGUGGAAGCAUGUAAAAGGGUUUUAAAUAUUUACCGGUAUAUGGUUAUGCAUACCAGAAUGGAGGCUCGCACCUGGGAGCAACUACUUGUAGUUCUCUUACAAGUUACAUCUCUAAUACUAAGUCGCACUCCACCAAAACGCAAAGAGGAAACCUUGGGAGGAAAAUUGGCUCCUGCUAUCUUUCAAACUCUGAUAGUGACUUGGAUCAAAGCUAAUCUGAAUGUUGUAAUUUCAAACCGUCUGUGGGACCAAUUUUUAGCUGUUCUUUCCUCCUUGACUCAGUGGGAAGAACUGAUCAGAGAGUGGGCAAAAACACUGGAAACGUUGACAAGAGUUCUUGCAAGACAUGUUUACAAUUUGGAUUUGCUUGACCUUCCCUUAGAUAGAUUAUCUGAACAGAAAGCUAAACGCCGUCGAGGCGGAGCUAAUGGGAACUGCGACAAUGGGAUUGUGGGAUCAUAUUCUAUCAGUAACAAUAAUCGCACCAGUAAUAUAGUUUCAAAUGUAGAUGCUGGAAGAAGCAGUGCAAUCUCAGCACCAAAGCGUUUACGAGACAGGGGUGGAACAAAUGUAAAAUCUGUUCCAAUUCAAACUCAUCAUGAUGACAGUGAAGGAGGCCCUAGCAGCUUUGCUAAUUCAGACACAGGUGCAGUUAUGUUUCCAAUUGCAACACGGCUUGGAAGCCACCGUAAGAGGAUGUAUAGCUCAGGGGAAAAUGCUCUGCCACGCAGUUCAAGUGAAACAAAUCUUAGUCUACUGAAAAGUGGUCAAAAUCACCAACACCGUUCUAGGGCUCCUCGCACAGAAUCUCACUCUCAUACAGUUGUCAUUCCAGUUCUACCACCUUCUGUAGAAGUUGAAGUGGCAAGACUUUUGGCAUUUCCGAAUGUGAAGACAUGUCCUCCUAGUCGCUUGCGUAAGCGAAGGUCGAGGUCUAUGGAUUCUUUGAGAGGAGUUCGAGGAGGAUCCCCACUUCAUUUAUAUGAGUCUGAGUGUGCCACACGGUCACCAUCCCCAGCACCAUCAAGUGGACUUGAAAGCAACUCCUUUAAAGAUUCUCCCCUGCAAUUAGAUAUGAUGAGUGGAGAUGCAGCCAGUUUGGAUGUUGGAGAUGGUGAUGGGAGGGUUGAACAACGAAGUGUCAUGGCUGGUGGUACAGAGAGGGGUUGGCUUCCAGAUGUUGCCGUAGUACUGUGGCGUCGUAUGCUUGGUGCUCUUGGUGAUGUUAACAGGUUGGCUGAUCCGGCACUUCACGCUCAAGUGUUUGAUUAUCUGGUGGAUCUUAAUGACACUAUGGUGAAGAUUCGAUUAAAUCAGGGGGUAUCGUCUGAUAACUUAGUUACACCUCCACCACCAGAUCUUGUGCCACCCAUCACCAUCAUUGCCCCCUGGUGUUUUCAGGCUCUUAAGUUACCUGACAGCUAUCAAAAGGGGAAACUUAGUGCCUGCAGGCUUUUGUGCAACAUGACAAUAGCUCCUCAUGACAUUGCCUUAAGCCGUGAUCAUAUUACACAGUUCUACAGUGUGCUGCAUCAUGGGUUGAUUGGAACUGAUCAGUUUAUCAUGAAUUCAAUAGUGAAAUUUUGCGGACCUCGUUUCUUUUCUUUGCAACUCCCUGGUUAUUCUUUGUUGUUGCUCGACUUUAUUCAUGCUGCUAAUACAAUAGUUUCUACAUCUGAUUUGCGUCAUACUCCAAGGACUGAAGCUAUGUCUAUUUUGGGAGCUCUGUUGUGUUUGACAAAUAACUUAUCAUCAUUCCCUGUUCUGCAGCCUAAUGCUGUGGAUUACUCUAUUAUGUCCUGUAUUGAUGCUAAGGAUCAUAUAGUAAACAUUCUUCUCAAGUGUGGCAAACGAGAACCAGCAGGGCUUGCCCGCUGCAUUGCACUUUCCUCUCUCGGCAUUUAUUUGUAUCAAGAACUAAGUAAUCUGCCGAGCACAGAUGGUCAGCGCUUCUUCCACCCUAAAAUGCCAGAGGCUAUUAAUGUGUUACUUCUUGCUUUAAGGAAGUGCACUUAUCGAAAUCUGUCAUCUGAAAGUGCAUCAGUGAUUAAGUUCAAUCAUCGUACUGUUGGUCAAGUUGCAUCAGACAUAAUUCUCCUCCUUGUGGAUCAUGUAUCCACACUUCUGGACUACUUCCCUGAUAUUCCAUGUCAUAUUGUAGAGGUCAUUUCCUCUACAUUGGCUCAACUUACUCCUCAAGAAGGAGUGCAAAUGUCAGAACGCGAUAAGCGACUUCUGACUUCAUUACUGUUCUGUCUAGGGGAAUGGGUAAUGGCAUUGCCCAAAGAGGUCCUCUUGUCUGUUCGUCCUUCAAAGUCUCAAUCCAGUGAGGACUCAUGCAGCCUUUUACAUAAAGUUUUCAAGGUUCUGAUACAAAUAAGUGGAGGCUCCACUGGAGGUUGUGUGAACACAAUAGAAUCACAUUUUAAACCAGAUUUGUUGCAUGAGUUUGACCCAAGCAUUACAUUAGACAACCUGAAAGAGGGUACUAGUGGUGGAGGCGUUGGAGGAAGGCGUAGCUCUGCAAUGCCACCAGAAACAUAUGCUCAUCGACAGCCUUGUGGAAUGACUGUUAAACUUGCCGCUAAAAUGGUUCUAAUGCACAUGUUAAACCAUGUUGGUCACUUUCCAAUGGCCAUUGGGGCUGCAAGACUGUCGUCAAUGGUUGUGGAACAUGAUGAUGUGCCCGGUCUAUCCCCUGAUGAACUCAAUGUUCAAGUUUUCUCAGCUCCGAACAUACAGCUCUUGGUCCUCAGCUCCCAAAGACUUUUAUCCUUGGUUGAGCUGCCAACAUUAGCUGUUCCUGGAGGUGGUGUGACUGCAGGUUUAACAACAGCCCGUUCUCAAGUUAGAUUACUGCUGCGGGACCUGAGUGGCAAAGCUUGCUGGGAUGCAUCUAUUCUUUACUGCAGUCCUGAAGACAGCACUGAUUCCUCUCUUAAGUGUUGGGCUCCAGCUUCAGGCAAUGUUGGAGCAGGGCAGUCUGUUUAUCCGUCAUCACCUAGUUCAGUAGUUCAUCGAAGACCAUUGUCAGUUCCCACUCAAACUAAGAUGGAAGAAUCCAUUUUAGCAUCCUGCCUGGUGAGUCACACUCCACCUCAACAUACUUUGCGUCACCGCCCACCUCAUGUUCUUCCGACAGCACAAAACACCGCUGCAGAUAUGGACAAUUUGGAUGAUUUGCUGCAAUAUAUUGGACAUACUAGCCCAGAAUGCUUGGAAUCUUUGGACACCCCACGUAAUCUCCCAUCUGCCCCUCCCCCCCCAUUGUUUGCUGAGCUAGAGCAGGAGGUCAUGACAUGUGUUUUAAACCAGAGAUUCAAUGAACAAGAGUACCUUCAAAAGCAUCAUUCACAUGCAACUAUGCUGGGGGAAUGGGCUCAACGCCCUCCCCACAGACCACCUGCAUCACCAUUCCAACAUUGCCGUUUGCUGUUCUCCCAACUUGGGUUUGCUGGAUGGGAACGUAGGUCUCAGCUUAACUUACUGUCAAAAAAUGAGAAACUCCUUCGAGAGCUUCGUAACCUUGAUUCUCAGCGCUGUCGAGAAACUCACAAAAUAGCUGUAAUUUAUGUUGCUGAGGGUCAAGAAGAUAAAAACUCUGUUCUAUCAAACACUUGCGGAAGCCAAGCAUAUGAGGACUUUAUUUCUGGCCUUGCAUGGGAGGUGGAAUUAGAAUCCCAUACAGGAUUCUUGGGGGGACUCCAGCGUAACAAAAGUACUGGUGAUACUGCUCCCUACUAUGCAACAUCUUUCCUUGAAGUUAUUUUUCAUGUUGCUACUCGAAUGCCUUCUUCAAGUCAGGAGUCGUUACUGCAAAAGACUCGCCAUUUAGGGAAUGAUGAAGUACAUAUUGUUUGGUCAGAGCAUUCAAGAGAUUAUCGACGUGGUAUUAUACCAACUGAAUUCUGUGAUGUUUUAAUUGUAAUUUAUCCCUUACCUAACAAACUCUUUAGAGUGCAAGUUACACGGAAACCAGAGGUUCCUUACUUUGGACCCCUUUUCAAUGAAGCUAUUGUUGACCAACGAGUUCUGCCAGGAUUGGUCCGGGCAACAGCCAUUAGUGCCUCUCGUGCUAUGCGUAGUUUGUUGCCUUUCUACCAACAGUAUUAUGAAGAUAGAGCCAAGUCCCUUGACACCAUUGUGAAAAAUCAUAAAGAUGCUACUACUUAUGAAGAGUUUACGGGACAUGUAUUUUCCCCUGCCCCAGGCUCAGCUACAUUCUAUUCUAACCCAAACCGUACAUCAGGUCUAAGCUAUCCUGAGAGAGAAGGAAACAGUACUCACAGUUCUCAACUGGCAGCUGCCUUACUAGAUUCACAUAGGAAUCCAUCUCCGCGGUCGUCAAGUAUAGGUUUACAGGACAUACCUCUCAGAGGUGGAGCGGAACAUAUUGAUGCUUUGCAUGGAAUUUCGCCUCGUCCACUGAAAAAGCUGCCUUUAAAAUUGAAUUCUAGGGCAAGUAAGGGCCUUGGGUCGUCAUCACUGACUCCACCAGACAGCCCUACUAGUCGCAAGUCCAAGUAAACUCUUCCUGAAACUAGGAAGAUAAUUAAAGCAUUUAUACCUACUUAAAUUUUAAUUAUACAUACAUAGGUCACUUGUGAUUUUGUAAUUAUUACAUUUAGCUGUUUUCCUUAACUAAAAACUAGUUUUCAAUGAAAAAUAUUAAAGUGAAGUUGAAGUUGAAGUUGAAAUGUAUAUCUGCAAAGUCUUCUGUUGUUUACAAGGCUUUGUUACUAUGCUAUAGCAAAAAAAUCAAUUGUAGCUCAUAAUCAAAGCUAUGUAGUUCUGGAAAAAGGAUCUACAAAAAUCUAUAUUGUAUGUUAAUUUUUUCUUAUGAUUACCUCGUGGUUAAUUUGAUUCUAUUUAUGAACUUAAAUAAGUUGAAGUGAAAUGAAAGCAUUUUACCUUUUAACUCAUCCCUAUCCCUGCUUUUUCAAAGCCAGAAGAUAUAAGAAAUGAAAUAAUAAUAAUAAUAAUCAGUAUUACGCACUUGCAUCUAUAUUGUUGUGCUAUACACAUAUUUAUUUAAAAGCAAUUUGUUAAUGAGUUAACCCCACUUUUUCCAAAGAUAAAGAUUCCAAUUUUGAACCUGUAUCAUUACAAUUUGUGGUCACAGUUAAGAAGUACAUAGAAGUAAAACUUUUUAAAAUUUCUUGUUGUUCUUAGGAUUCCUGGUAGAUGAUACUGUUUGGCUUGGGAUAAUUAAGUAUGGUGGCUGUUUUCUUACCCAUCUUUUAUGUUAUUUGUCAUUUUCUUUGAGCAAAAUUUAAAAUUAGGAAAGGUUUUAACUUUUUUCCUAACCGAUCACAAAGUGCAGUUUGUGGUGGUGCGUUAGAAUAUUUGGCAGACAGAAUUAGAGUCUUCAGUUGUGAGAAGCUUAAGUUGUUUAAAUAUCACCCUUUAGGAAUGGGAAUUUUUGUGAUAGUAGUUUUCCAUAGUCUUACUCUAAAAUGUAUUGGACCAAUUACUUAAUUUUUUGGCAUAUUCAUAUGCAAACAAUUUUCUUAGAAAUAGCAUGUAUCAAGUGAACUGACAUGUCAUAUUUGUUCAUAUAUUCAUGCCUGUAUAAUGGCAGUAUUUCAACAAGUUAAAUAAUGUGAUCAAAUUGUUAACUGAUAUUAUGAUGGAUGUGAGAUUUUACUCUAUUUUCUAGUGUUAUGUCCUUCAUGAAAUUUCCACUUUAAUCAAGAGAGCCGUAUUCAUAAUUUUUUUAUUCCCAAUGACCGUGAAAUGAUAUAUCCCAAUGAAAGUGAACUAAAUGUGAUUUGUACUUUAAUUGUUUGUGAGAUGUUGUGUAUUUGAUGUUCUACUUUAUUUUUUUUACUAUCAAUAUAACCAGUGAUACAAAUUUAGAGACAAGGUAUUUGUUACACAAUAUUUUUGCAAAACAUUUGCAAUUUCUGAUUGUUUUUUUUUUAUUGUUACUGUGUUGUUGGAAUGAUUGAAAACUGUACUAAUAAUUUAUAAAAUUUUGACGGUACUUUACCCUUUUUCUGAGGCCCUUACAUUGUUAUUCAUGCUAUUAAACUAUGAGAAUUUAAAACAA